AUGUCCCACGGUGGGAUGUCUGCAAGACUUUCUCUGUCUCUGUACCGUAUAGAAGCGGAGAUCGAGCGCUGCCGAGCCGAGUGUCAGUGGGAUAGGAUCCAGGGUCUGGUGGAACAACUCGCGGCUGCUCGCUUCCAUGAGGACGAUGACUACGGGUUGCUGCUCCAGACUGAGGCUCUGCUGGAGAAUUGCCUGCUAGAGAACGUGGCUCUUCUUCGGAGCUCCACCCCUCUGUCCGAACACACUCAACCCAAAUUAGCCCAAGCCAAAGGCCAUUUGAACAGCCUACUGAGCAGAGGACGCCUGGAGCCACGCUACCUGAAUGAAGCUUUAGUCCUACUUGCCAAAGUGCAUUACGCACAGGGUCACUAUCGAGAUGCCCAGGGCAUGUGUGCACGUGCUGGCAUUGAGGAGUUCACUCGGGAUGAGCAGCCCCUUUACCAUCUGCGCCUGCUGGCUGAGGCUUUUGUCAUCAAAGGUCUGUCUCUGGACCAUCAAACAGUGUCUGCUGCCUCGCGUAUUCGUCUCUCUGAGAGAGAGGAAGAAUGUCUGUCCUGUUACCUUCAGGCCUGCGAUACUGCUCUGCACUACCUGCAAGAGUUAGACAAGGCUGUUUGCUCAGCAAGUAACAAGACGGCCAAAAGCAGUGUAUCAUCUAGUCCAAUAGAGGUGGACCCAGGUUACUUCCUGCAGGCUGCUCUUCAGAGUGCAUAUCUCUGCCUGUUACACAAAGGCCAUUUGGUUCAAGGGAUUAAGCAGUUGCGUCAGGUCUUGAGAGUGGUCGAGAGCCGCGGGUCCCAGAAUUUUCGCAAGACGGUAGCAAAGAAGCUUUCAGAGGUGUUGCUGAGUUCAGUCAGUGAGGAAAGCUACUGGGGACCACUUUCACCUCCACCCCCCACAUGGCUGCACAAAGAGGGAGCCACACACCCAAAAGAUACCACCUACCCUUCCUCCAGACCACCACAAUACUACAGCACAGAGGGAGCGUUCUGUCCACAGGACGUGGUGGAGGAGGCCGUUCUCUUGCUGCUCAUCACCGAGUCAAUGGCCAGCGGUGAGGCAGUGAUCAGCCGCACACCAGAGCACAAGGAGGCACGUGAGGCCAGCAUCCAGGAUGCUUCCUCUGUGUAUGACCUGCUCAGCAUCAGCAUGGCCAGGAGGGGGCAAUAUGGCAUGCUGUCUGAGUGCUUGGAACGGGCUAUGAAGUUCUCCUUUAGUGAGUUUCAUCUCUGGUACCAACUGGGUUUGUCUCUCAUGGCUAGUGGAAAGAAUGAAGCUGCUGUGUCUGUGCUUAAAGAGUGUGCUAGGAUGAAACCUCAGGACCCCACACCACCUCUGUUGGCAGCCAAAGUGUGCAUUAACCAGCUGCACUGGCUAGAUGAAGCCGAAGCUCUUGCAAAAAGUGUGAUUGCUUUGGGUGAAGGAGCUGAGGAGUCUCUCGCCAGAGCACACCUUACCGUAGGACUGUGUUAUAGUCUGCAAGCUUCAGAUGCGAUACUGAAAGGUGACAGAGAUGAGUUCAACAGACAAGCUCUACACGCACUACAGACUGCUCAUGAAGUGGACCCCCAUGACCCUCAGAUUGCUCUCUACCUCUCUCUUCAGCUGGCAUUAGUGCGACAAGUAUCAGCAGCAAUGGAGCCUCUGCAGUUGGCUUUAAAUCUACGCAGCGAUGACCUGCACUCCUUACAUCUGCUUGUGCUUCUGCUGAGUGCUCAGAAACACUACCAGCAUGCCCUGGACACACUGAUCCUCACCCUCAGCCAGUACCCUGAUAAUUUCAACUUGCUCUUUACUAAAGUGAAACUGGAGGAGGCUCUGUAUGGUCCAGCUGUAGCUCUGCAGACAUGUGAGGAAAUGUUACACUUGUGGCAGACUCACUACGAUUUUCCCCGACCAAGUGAGACUGAUGACAACAGCAGUAUUCCUCUUCCUGAGCCAGGCCCAUUAAGCAGAAAGCCCAGUGGCCUAAAUCUCACACUACCAGAUUUUCAGGAGACAGAAACAGGCUCUCAGAGUGCUCCAUCCCUGGCCGUGUCUCGGCUGGAGCAGGUCUUGUCAGAAGGGUCUGCAGUCAGCUCUAUCCAGAGACAUGGCCCUGCCCACAUUUGGACCACUCUGGAGCGCAUCUGGCUUCAGGCAGGGGAGCUGUUCAUGGCUGACGGACGGCUGAAGGAGGCUCAGUUUUGCGUGCAGGAGGCAGGAGCACUUUUCCCCACCUCUCACUCUGUGCUGCUGCUAAAGGGCCGACUCGCUGAACGCAGAGGCAAUGAUACUGAGGCCAAGAGUCUGUAUGAUGAAGCCCUGGCUAUCAACCCUAGAGGACACCAUAUACUAAUCCGCCUAGGGAAGUUGUUGGUGCGUAUGGGCCGCAUUGGCUUAGGAGAGAAGGUGUUGCGUGAUGCCGUGCAGACCCAUAGUCUGGCCCAUGAAGCGUGGAGCGGCCUAGGGGAGGCGCUGCAGACCCACGGCAGCGCACAAGCCCCUGACUGCUUCCUCACGGCCCUGGAUCUAGAGUCCAGCUGUCCCAUCAGGCCUUUCACCAUCAUCCCCCGAGAGCUGUGAGAGCAGAUUCCCAGCAAGUCUCUUACACUUACACUCACACAUAAUAUAAUAUUCUAUGUUAUAUUUUCAGACUCUGGUUUCAGUCUCUCGAGUCAAGAAAUUUAUCAGGAAAACUCUUUUUCUAAAGCGCUGAUCAUAGGUACUGUAAAAAGAUUAUGGGUUUAGUAUUUUAACUAUGUUAAUGAGAAAUUACACAAGAAUUUGUAAUAACACCUAAAACAUGCACAUUAUACAGCAAAAGUGUAAAAAUAACAGACAUACAACUGCUAUACCAAAGAGGAUGUAUAACUGCACUAUAUGACUGUACAAUACUGUAUCACAAAUGCAUACACAGCCUGCUAAAUCAAUAAAACAUAUCCAUGUCACAGACAUAUACUGUAUGAAAAUCGUUAGGCCACUUUAUUGUAUGUAUUUUAGAUAUGUGAAUAUCAGUACUUUCUCUAAAGAGUGAUUCUAAGACCACUUGUGAUUUGUUCCCUGACUGUGUACACAGUCCUGGAUUUCAAAUGCUGUAUUUCAGCUUGGUGCUGUCUUGUGUAAUAUUUCUAGUGCUGCCGUGAAACUGUAAUCCCCAUUUACUUUCUACAUGGCUGCUGUGGUUGCCUAGCAGCAAGCCCCCUAUUCGAGUUACUGGGGAAACUGGGAGAGUUGCAGGUAUAUGGGUCUCCCAGCACUGAGGGCUUUUAAAGGAAAAAGGGGGAAAAAUGCCAUACUUUUUUUCAAGGAUGCAUAGGCUCAGGCUGUUAACAAGAAAGAGAGUGUGGCAGAUGAAGGAAUUCUGUUAUGUAAGAGCUGUAGGUCGGUUUCUUAAAGCAGAAUGGUUUCUGUCCUCUUAAACACAGAACAUGUAAAGCAAAAUAAUGACUUGAAGGGCAAUAGGUUUGUCAUGCAAUGUUUAUGUGCUCCCAUAUUUACUUAUGGUGCACCUUUCCAUGCUCUUUACUUGGAACAGACCAUCUCUCUCUCUCUCUCUCUCUCUCUCUCUCUCUCUCUCUCUCUCUUCAAUUUCAAAGUACUUUAUUGACCUUAUUGUUAGCUUACAGAAUAAUAAAAAAUAAAGAAAAACUGCGACAAAUUAUAAGGUGCCAAUGUAGGACAAAAGAAAAAUAAAGGAAUGUUAUCACUCA
Molecule: messenger RNA, 3692 nt
Organism: Tachysurus fulvidraco (yellow catfish)
Lineage: Eukaryota; Metazoa; Chordata; Actinopteri; Siluriformes; Bagridae
Gene: ttc7a
Product: tetratricopeptide repeat domain 7A
Exons: 20
Coding region: 1-2565 (854 amino acids)
Biological process (GO): protein localization to plasma membrane; phosphatidylinositol phosphate biosynthetic process
Cellular component (GO): plasma membrane
Molecular function (GO): protein binding
Source: RefSeq, a predicted model, not a curated record